This is a messenger RNA of Lotus japonicus, 2486 nucleotides long. RefSeq names its product protein LNK1-like. NCBI's taxonomy places the organism in Eukaryota, Viridiplantae, Streptophyta, Magnoliopsida, Fabales, Fabaceae. Bases 348 to 2099 code for a protein of 583 amino acids. Gene Ontology annotation, biological process: regulation of DNA-templated transcription; circadian rhythm. The record is from RefSeq and is a predicted model, not a curated record. The transcript has 7 exons.
UCAUUCACAUAACAAACAGUGAAACUUUUUGUGCGGGUGAGAACAGAAGAAGAAGCCUCUGGAAGCGUAGAGGAAAACCUAACUGAGCUCAAAUCCACCAUUUCUCUAUCUCUCUCAAAUUCUCCGCAAGAUUCAGGUUCCGAUUCCAGCUUCUAGAUAUGUGUCAGAUGAAUUUGGUGAAACUGAUGAUCAGAUAGUGCCUCCAGCCGGUGACAGGCAUAAGGACCAGUCCACAAUACAGUGUGAUAGCUGUAAGAAAUCACUUCAUGAACUGCUGAUUAUGUGAGUAGCUAUUGUACUCAGGGUAAAGAGGGAUUGUCUCAACAAAUCUGAAUAAAUAAGAAAGAAUGUCGGAGAAAGGUUCAUGGUCUCACAAACCUGAAGAUCUGCUUUCUCCAUGUGUUGGUGAUUCAUGCAAAGAACAGAAAAGGGAAACAUCAGAUAAUAGAAGUAUGUCUGAUCAUUAUUUCAAGAGCAGCAAUUUAGAUUCUACUGGUGGUGAACUUUGUGCGGAUGAUACUAUCUUAGGAGACAAGUGUUUGAUGGAGGAUGAUACUGUGUCUCAAUAUUCAAUCAGUCACAUAUCUCAACCUGAUAAUGAACUUAGCUUCCUUGAUAAUGAUGGGUGGCUUGAUUUUGGAAACUUUGAAGAUAUUGAUAGGACGAUGCUAAAUUGUGACUUAACUUUUGGAAUGGGGAGCCUCAAUAAUGAAGAGGAGUUCUGCUGGCUCUCAUCUUCACAUGGAACUGAGGGAUCUGAUGAUGCACUGAAAUCUGACUUCAAGUUUUCAUCUGCUGAAGCAAGUCCAUUCAAAAGUAUAUCAGAUAAUAAUAUCAACCCAAAUGAAAAUAUUGAAGGUCUGACAAUUCAUGAUUGCAGCAGAAAGGCAUCUCCUAUUAAUAAAAAUCUGAAGUCUCAGAUGAAUGUCGACCAUGAUGCUGUUCCUGCUUCGUUAUCAAUGUUCAGUGAAUCAGACAUGACGUUCGGUGUUGAAGAUGGCUUGGUGCAUAAACCAAAGAUUGAAAGGAAGCUGUCAAAGCCAUCAACAGGAAAGAGAAAAAACGGCUACCUAAAUAAUGGUGAUUCUGAUCACCCCUCUACUCAUGUAGAGCAAUAUGCAAAUCUGAAGCAAUCCUUUGGAGACUCUUCCAGUGGAGUUACUUCUCAGGAUAGCAUCCACAAGCGCAGACCAAGCACUGAUUCUGAAUCUUUAGGAUGUAUACAGAUACAAACUCCCCUAAUGAACGCAGAGUAUAGUCAUACUCAUACUUCAAAAUAUACUUCCCUCCUUCCACCUUUUUCUGUAUCUAGGUCUGAACAUGAUGGACAUCCAUCUCCUUCUUUCAAAGAUCCAUCAUAUGCAUCAAACAUGGACAUUUCUCAUGGUCAUCCUUUGGAGGCUGCUGCCUUGAAAACAAAUGAUAACAGCAGAAAUCCGUGUCUCUUCCAUGAUACAGAACUGCUAAGUGGGGGUUUCAAAAGUGAAAAUAUUCAAAGUUCUACGCCAUUCAAAAGUCCAGGUCCAGCUCAGAAGGUAGGUCACCGGUUUGAAGAUGAGAAUGAAGGCCAUAGUGAAGUUGGAGGAACUAGCAUAGGGUUUUCACAAGAAAUAGAGUCAUCAAAUGUGCAGGAAAAUUCAUCUAUGAGCCCUGCACUGGAUAAAGUUUCACAUCAAACAAACAGCUUUUGCCAGCUGCAACAGAUCAUGGAUCAGUUGGACAUCAAAACCAAACUAUGUAUAAGGGACAGUCUAUACCGUUUGGCUAAAAGUGCUGAACAAAGACAUAAUGAUUCCAAUGCAAGUGGUCAAAUGGGUGAUGAUGUUGAUAUGGCACAAGAUGCAAACAGGUAUACUGGAUUCGCGAACAUGGAAACUGAUACAAAUCCCAUUGAUCGGUCUAUCGCACACUUGCUGUUCCACAGACCCUCAGAUUCAUCAAUGUUGCCCAUUAAUGAUCCUUUAUCGUUCAAAUCUAGUUCGACGAUGCAUGGAUUGGUGAUCAAUGCACCAAUAAUGACUGAGAAACAGGCUUGUCAAGAAGAAUCUUCUGCUGGAGUAGAAAAGAACUCUUUAGGGGUAGCACCUAAUGAGAUCUGAAUUUAACGUUGGCGCUAUUGGCUUACAAUGCUAUGCUAAGCCACAAGAUCGUGUUAUGAUGUGUAAUUAUUCAAAGCUUACUCAGAUCCCUUAGUGAUUAAUGUUUUUGUAUUUGAUACCAUUUUACUCAUGUAUAGUGUUGCUGAUCAUCUAUUUAAGGUAGCGUAUAUGAUGUAGAUUGUAGAAUAGAGGAGUGCUAGCAACACUCACUUUGCCACUCUCUUUUACUACAUCUACAACUCUGCAUGUAAAGAUACAUUUUUACCGUGCAGGCCGUUGAUUAGUAGUCUCUUGUUAGCCUACUGAGUUUGUGGACAUUUUCCAAAGCUGGGAAAAUGAAUCGAUUCUAGAACUCGUAUAUACCAUAUUAGUUUUUCUUGUCGUGUA